This is a messenger RNA of Pseudopipra pipra, 1463 nucleotides long. Its product is annotated as noggin-like. The record is from RefSeq and is a predicted model, not a curated record. Lineage: Eukaryota; Metazoa; Chordata; Aves; Passeriformes; Pipridae. Gene Ontology annotation, biological process: negative regulation of BMP signaling pathway; negative regulation of cell differentiation; osteoblast differentiation. Bases 289 to 1323 code for a protein of 344 amino acids. The transcript has a single exon.
GAGGAGGUAGGACAAGCCAUCAAGGGAGGCUAUCUCCAGAGGUUCAGCUCUAUCACAGUUGCCUGGGACAGCAUGGGUGCUGGCUGAUGUGCCAAGAGAUGACAGUGACCCACACAGCCCUCCUGCCCUGCUGCCAUGUCCACCCUGGUGACAGGACCUAUACCCUGAGGACUUCCAGGUAUGCUAAGACUGAGUGCAGCUAGGUGAUCCUUUCCCAGCAAGACUCAAAGGCCACCAGCUUCCCUUCGCUGGGAAGGUCCUGGAUGCCUCUUCCAGUGAUGGAGCAGGAUGUGGAGAAGGAGGUGCUGGCCCCUUCCCCUCCACAGAAGCCCUGAUAGCCCUCUGGGGUCAGUGGAACCCUGUGGCCUGACAGAAGGGAUCAUACAGCUUCUCGAUCCCACAUGCCCCUGUGGCAGAAGGGAGCAUGGUGUCCCCGCCAGCUCACUAUCAGCUGCUGUAACCAGGGAAAAGGGGAAGGCCGUGUCUUGGGACGUGGUGAUAACCCGGGGGAUGCGGCGGAGCACAAGCCUGUACCCUGCCACAGCACUGCUCACCAUGGAGGGACCACACCGCUGCUGCCUCCUCCUCCUCCUCCUCUGCCUGCUCCCACCACUGGGCAUUCCAAGCCCACCACUGCCUCUGGAGGAACCUCAGGAUCUGCCACUGACACUGUCCAGCACCGCUGACCCCACUGCCCACCUGCUGCGCGGCCACCCCUCAGCCCCAGUGCGGCCCUACAGCCUCUCGCUGUCCCCUGAGGAUUACCACUACUCCCCCAAGCCCCGGCACCUGCGCCCUGGGCGGCUGCGCCGGCUCCUAGGCUCGGCCUUCGACCCCUUCUGGAUGGCAACCAAGGAGCCCCGGGGUCGCAACAGCAGCAUCCUCGAGGAGAACCUGGAGUCCAUGAGCAGGGACCUGGCAGAGGGUGCCGGGCGCUACCGCCGCAAGCUGUGGCGAGAGGUGGAGGGACUGGAGCUGCCCAACCUGCUGCUCCCUGGCCCGGGGUUGCCCCCUGAGCUACCUGGGGCCCUGGCCCGCCACCUGCGGCAGUGGCUGGUGGAACUGGCUGCCUGCCGCCUCACCUCCACCUGGGUUGACCUGGGACCCGUCUUCUGGCCCCGCUGGGUGCGCCACACUGCUUGUGACACCAGACUCCCCGGCUGCUCCUGGCCCCCUGGCAUGAUCUGCCGCCCCACACAGCUCACUCGCAUCAAGCUGCUGGCCUGGCACUGCUGGGUCCCCCAGCACCCAGGCCCACCAAACUGCACCUGGCGGCAGAUCCCCUACCCUGUUGUGACUGCCUGCAAGUGUUCCUGCCGCUGAGGGGGCUGCAGUGGGCUAUGGAGGGACCCCAUGGUACCUGUUCUUGUAGCCAAAAGGCCUGAAAAGGCAAGAGUCUGCCUGGAUUCACCCUUGGAUCUGGGGGGAAUCCCCAAACAGAGAAAUAAACCUCCAGAAAGGAA